Molecule: messenger RNA, 5140 nt
Organism: Sorex araneus (European shrew)
Lineage: Eukaryota; Metazoa; Chordata; Mammalia; Eulipotyphla; Soricidae
Gene: FBXO16
Product: F-box protein 16
Exons: 9
Coding region: 359-1231 (290 amino acids)
Molecular function (GO): protein binding
Source: RefSeq, a predicted model, not a curated record
CUGGUUUCAGGAUUGGACGCGUCGACAUCCUGGCUUUAUGUCGGUAUGGAGGGGGGCUCAGUCCCUCGCCCCCGCCCCCUGGGCGCUCACCCUUCUCAUUUUUUCGCCUAGCGCCCCAUUUUGGGGCCAACCCUCGAAUCUCCCGGCCAAUCGAGAGGCUACACAUUGUUGCCUAAGAGACCCCGGAUGCCGGGGAAAGGCUGCGUAGACGGUGAUUGGACCACUGCAAGCGGUGGGGGCUGGAGAGUGCAAGGAAAGCAACUGGCAACUGUAGCAACAGCAGCACCCGAGGCUGGAGGAGGGAGGCCCGCAGAACAGGUAUAGUUCUUCUCAUGAAGGAUUGUCCUGUUCAUGCACAAUGGCGUUCGCACCUCCGAAACGCAUAGAUGGUCCCAAAAUGCAGACCAAGAUGAGUACCUGGACACCCUUAAACCAUCAGCUUUUGAAUGACCAGGUGUUCGAAGAAAGAAGAGCUCUGCUGGGCAAAUGGUUUGACAAGUGGACGGACGCUCAGCGGAGGAGAGUCCUGGCCGGCCUGCUGGACCGCUGCUCGCUGUCGCAGCAGAAGUUCUGCUGCCGGAGGCUGCAGGCGCGCAUCCCCGCCGAGGCGCUGGACUUCACCACCCGGCUGCCCCGCGUGCUGUCCCUGCGCAUCUUCUCCUUCCUGGACCCCCGGACCCUCUGCCGCUGCGCACAGGUGAGCUGGCACUGGAAGAAUUUAACGGAGCUGGACCAACUGUGGAUGCUCAAGUGCUUGCGGUUCAACUGGUGCAUCGAUUUCUGCCCGACGCCCUUCGAGCAGGGCGUAUGGAAGAAGCUCUAUAUCCAGAGGGUGGAAGAGCUGCACGUGACCAAGCCGAAGACUCCUCCAAAAGACAGUUUUGAGAUCGCCGACAUCCAGCCAGUUACACACAGUCCUCCAGAAGAAAAGGCAUCCCUUUCCUCCACCUUCUGGUUCUCUUCUUUGAGAAAAAAGAACGUGCCCCGGGAGGGGACGCAGCCCCCAUGGCGAUCCUCCGACAAGCACCCCACGGAUAUCAUCCGCUUCAACUACCUGGACAACUGUGACCCCCCUGAGCAAGCCUGGCCAGGGAGAAGGAAAAGGCACGAAAUGACCCCAGAUUCCAGCCAGCAGUCAUGCGAUAAGAAAAAUAAACUGCAGGACAGAGCUAAGUUAAGGAAAGCACAAUCACUGAUGUCAAGGAAAAGCUGUUUCUCGCUGUAUCCCUGAACACAGAUCCCAGCUCCCCUCGUCAAGCGCCGGCUCGGCUGGCCUGGUCUCCCGAGCCCUCGGCGACACUCCCAACCACAGAAACAGCCGCGAAGAUUCUCCUGCAGCAGCUCCGGGGCCAGCCCAGGCUCCCACUGCUCCCCAGCCGGGCCCUGGACGUACCAUUGACUUAGAGUGGGGACCGUGUCGCCACCACAAGAUCACCUGAUGCUGUCAGGACUUGGGUGCGUGUUGGCCGCCCUCUAGUAGAAGCUUUUCCUUCAAAUGCUUUUUUGUUUUGUUUCUCUUUGGGGUGGGUGCCACACUCAGAUAUACUCAGGGCUUGCUCCUGGCUCUGCACUCAGGAAUUACCCCUGGCUGGGAUUGAGAACCAUAUGGGACGCCGGGAAUUGAACCUGGGUCAGCCGCAUGCAGGGCAAGCGCCCUCCCCGCUGUGCUAUCGCUCUGGCAGGUCCUUCAGAUUCUCCUGUGUGGCCUCUGAGUGCCGCAGGGAAGGGCAUUCUGGGGGCCACUGGGGAUACAGAUUCAGGGCGCGUGUGAUGCUACACAAGGUCACAAUAAGAAGGGGGUUAGGCGGGGCUGGAGCAAUAGCACAACGGGUACAGCAUUUGCCUUGCACAUGGCCGACCUGGAUUCGAUUCCCAGCAUCCCAUACAGUCCCCCAAGCACCACCAGGAGUGAUUCCUAAGUGCAGAGCCAGGAGUAACCCCUGUGCAUCACUGGGUGUGACCCAAAAAGCAAAAAAAAAAAAAAAAAAAAAAGAAGAAGAAGAAGAAGAAGGGGGUUAGGCUCACAUCCAGUGACAUCAAGGGCAGCAGUGGUGUUCCAGGAGGACGCGCACGGGGCUGGUUCCUGUGUCUUCAUUCCAGCUGCCACCCCAGAAAUGUCGUGGGUUUCCAGUGCAGGUUGGAACUAGCCAGACAGUAAGUCGAUGAAGUGGCUGAAAACCUGAAGAAACUUGCCGAGCAUCAGAGGACACCAGCACACUCAUGGGUUAGUGGCGACAGGGUAUUUCUCUCUCGCCCUCUGGGAGGCUGGAAGUCUGAGCCGGAAGUGUCCAGGGUGGGACCUCAGGGCUUCUCCUGAAGCCCCGUGUCCUUUGUGUGCGUCCGUGUUCUCUCACUCCUCGGAGGACAGUGUCACGCCGAUGCCUCAUUUACUCACCUGGGAAGAGAAGACUCCACCUCUGCUCAAAGCAGGCUCCUGAGUCCUGGAGUUUAGGGGGUCCCCGUGGGACGCCAAGAGCAUCACAGGGGUUGGGGGAGCCCCAACACAGCCACCCCACGGGGCUUUGUAACUGCUCUGUCUGCAGAAGCUCAAAGGUCAGGCCUGGUGGUUCCUGAUCCAAGGAGACCCAGGUCAGCAGCUGUGCCACAGACUCUGCCUCUUGGAGGUGGAACAGAGCCCACAGCGGGGGAGGGGACCUCAACUCCAUCAGUCCCUCCCUGGCUGUACCUGUGAGGAGGUUGGGAAAGAGGGAGCAGGGAUGUUUGCCCUGACUGGGUGGGCACCCAUGUCCACAGAGGAGCAGCGGGCUUGGGAAUACAGAAACAGUUGCUUUCCUGCAAAAAUAGAAGUCAGAAUGCUAAACAGCGCCCCCCAGCCCCCCGUCCCCAUUCCCGGCCCACAUGGGUGCAGAAGGAGAACAGCCCGGUGAUGUCAAGUCUGUAUGUGUCCAGAUUCUGCGUUUGUUUUUGUUUGGGGGCCUCACUCAGUGGUGCUCGGGGUCUGGCUCUGCUCCGGGAUCACCCCUGGAGGUGCUCUGGGGACCCCAUGGGUGCCAGAAAAGGAACCAAGGUGAGUCCUGGGCAAGGCUGACGCCCUCCCUGCUGCUCUGUCUCUCCGGCCCAUGGGACUGAGUUUCUCACGCCUUUGCUGCUAUUCCCAUCACACGUUCUAGCGGGUCCACUGAGGACUCACGGCCGGGGGGGGGGGGUGAGGGCGACACGUUGGCAAGCAGCUCUCCCUGUGAGCCUGGCUCUGCCCUUUGUACCCACAGCCACACCAGCACCUGCGGAGGCUGUCAGCCAGAUCCCUUACAGCCCGCUGGCCCCCAGCCCCGUUCCCUGAGCUUGUCCACCCUGUGGCCACCUCAGCCAUAUGCACGUGGCCUGCCUGGUUCUGUGCUCGUGGUCACGGAAUUCUGAGUAUGCGGUGGUGGGCUGGCUGAGCUGUGAAGUUCAGUAGCAUUGUGUAUGAAAUGCAUUUUCGACUAAUGAUACUGUCCAUGCAUGAUGGUUUCGGGGAAAGAAACCCCAGGGCGUGUCAGGGAUGACCCGUGUGCCACAGAAGCAGGGGCCAGAGGAACUGUGUGACCACGAAGGCCACAAGAAGUUCCAGCACAGGGGCCCAGUCCCAGGCUAGGUGGGCACAGUGAUAUGAAGCCGACCUUCCUCCUUCGCCGCCGGUGUCCUCCCGUCUUCCCGGCACUGUCCUUUUGGGGGCGCUGCCUGGCCCGCUGCCGCUCCUGGCGGAAAGGCGCCUUCUCCCAGGCUCCGCGUUUCACUGGGUUUUGGUGGCGGGUCUCAGCCGGCGGCUUCACUCAGUGGCAAUGACAGGGAAAGGCCACGCGGGGGCGCGCCGCGCCCAGAGAGCAGCGGGGGCGGCCCUGCGGUCCAGGGGCUCACGGGAGGCCUGGAAGCCGAUUCGCAGCACUGGGAAGGGGCUUGGGGCUACUUAUCUGCCCCCCUACAGGCGGUGCUUUUGCAGCUCAGAGCUUUGAUUACAGCACAACGAGCCAACACACACCCACAGAGGGUUUUUUUUCUCUUUUUUUUGGGGGGUGGUAGGGGUGGGGCUGGGCUCACCUGCGCUGUUCAAAGGACCAUAUGCAGAUGCCCUGGAUCUAACUGGGGUCAGCCCAAUGCAAGAAGGGCACCUGAGGGGCCAGAGUGAUAGGACAGUAGGGAGGGAGCUUGCCUUGCACGCAGUUGACCCGAGUUCAAUUCCCAGCAUCCCAUAGGGUCCCCUGAGCAUCUUCAGGAGUAAUUCCUGAGUGCAGAGCCAGGAGGAACCCUUGAGCAUCGCUGGGUGUGACCCAAAAAGCCAAAAAGCCAAAAGAAAAUUUUUAAAAGGCACCUUGACUUCUGUACUAUCUCUCUGACCCUCCACCUGAUGUUUGAAGAAUCCACACAGAGUCUUAGGAAGAAGUAAAAUGUGGAGGGUGAUGGUCCCCCAAGCACCGCCAGGAGUAAUUCCUGAGUGCAAAGCCAGGAGUAACCCCUGAGCAUCGCUGGGUGUGACCCAAGAAGAAAAAAAAAUGUGGAGGGUGUUGGGGGGGUUUAAGCCACCCUGGGAUGCUCAGGGUCACUCCUGGUGGUGCGUGAGGACCACAUGAAGUACCAGGAACCAAACCCAGUCAGCUCUGUGCCAUGCAAGGGCCCUACCUGCCACUGUUCGACUGGGGCUGAGGGGUAGAGCUUCUGGUUCACAUCAGUGAGGCUGGGUUUGAUCCCCUAAACUCUGGACUUAAAAAUAAAUAGGAGGUUGGAGUGAUAGGACAAUAGGAAGGGCAGUUGCCUUGCAUGUGGCCAAGCCAGGUUUGAUCCCUGGCAUCCCAUAUGGUCCCUGGAGCACCACCAGGAGUGAUUUCUGAAUACAAAACCAGGAAUAAGUCCCAAGCACUGGCAGGUGUGACCCCAAAACCAAAAUCCCCCCAAAAUAAUAAAAUAAAAUAGCAUAAUUAAAUGACAAAAUUAUAUAAAUGGAAGAGAAUAAGUGAAAUGAAAUAAAAUAAAUAAGACAUAUUGACUACAAUGCACAAAAUAGAUGACUUGAAUGAAAAUAAAAUAGUGGGGAAAAAAUAACACAAACAAAAUAAAUUUAAGGGGCUGGAGCAAUAGCACAGCGGGUAGGACAUUUGCCUUGCACGUGGCCGACCCGGGUUCGAUUCCCAGCAUCCCAUAUGGU